This is a messenger RNA of Ordospora colligata OC4, 2049 nucleotides long. Its product is annotated as translation elongation factor 2. NCBI's taxonomy places the organism in Eukaryota, Fungi, Microsporidia, Ordosporidae. Gene Ontology annotation, molecular function: GTP binding; GTPase activity; ribosome binding. The record is from RefSeq and is a predicted model, not a curated record. Gene Ontology annotation, biological process: cytosolic ribosome assembly. The coding region runs from base 1 to 2049 and encodes 682 amino acids. Gene Ontology annotation, cellular component: cytosol; ribonucleoprotein complex. The transcript has a single exon.
AUGGACUCUGGCAGCACUCUGACCAUAACGAGCAUAGUCGCACACAUCGAUCACGGAAAGACGUCUGUUAUAGACAGCCUGAUUGCAUCUCAGGGACGCAUCUCAAAAACACUUGCAGGCUCAAUCAGAUUUCUGGACACAAGAGAGGAUGAGCAAGUAAGAGGAAUAACCUUGAAGCUAAGUGCAAUAUCUCUUCAGCAUGCUGGGCAACAGCAUAUAUUCAUAGACACACCAGGACAUGUUGACUUUGAAGCAUUAAUCCAGGUAAGCUCCAUAUUGUCAAAUAGUUUUCUUAUUCUCAUAGACAUCAACGAGGGAAUAACACCCAGGACACUUUCACUUGUUAAGUACACGAAGGGAAAGCGGUGUGUGCUGAUGAUCAACAAAAUAGACAAGAUCAGCACGUCUGAAGAGAUGUACGGCAAGGCCAUGGCAGUUGUGUCUGCAAUCAAUGGACUGGUUGGCAAAGAUGUAUUUGAAUGGACAAGAAAUAAUAUUAUAUUGUGCUGUGCAACGAUGUGUUAUGGAAUCAGCAAUUCAGGUUUUGAGAGCGUUGUGCAAACAAAAGGGACAAUCAAGGAUGCAAUCAAAUUUAUUUUUCAUUUGCAUAAACGAAUCGAUAAUGGAGAUAUAGGCAGACUGCAGGAAAGAUUCAAUAUAUGCGGUCGAAGCAAGAAAAACAUACUUUCUACAGUUCUUCCGCUGUCUGAUGCAAUAUUUAAUUCAGUGAAGUGUGAUAGAAUUGAUGAAUGGAAGCUGUUUCUACAGUCUGAUGCUGUAAAUCUAAGAGCAAUGCCACAGUGUGAAGCACGCUCGCCUUCAGUGAUGGGCGUAACAGUAUAUUCAGUUCUGAAGAAUGCUGGAAUGUAUUCAAGAGACUCGCUGCUUUUUGUAACACGGAUCUUCCAUGGCACAAUAAAAACUGACCAGACGUUGUUUUCUAUCAACCACGAAAGCACAGUUGAAUUUGUUGUUGAAGGUUUGUAUUGCUUUGGGAUAAAUGAACUAAUUGAGGUAGAACAAGCAUCGGGACCUGCAUUGGUGUGCAUCAAAGGGAAUUUGAUGAAGAAUUCAUUGGUUAUGGAUGUUCCCACGCAUUCGAUGGAUUUCGAAAGCAAAGUCACGCCUUUCUACAAAUUCAAGGUUGUUCUUGAAGAUCCUCAGCUACUAGAUGAGUUGAAGAGUGUUCUGCGCGUGAUGUCAUGUACAGAGCAAUUUCUCAAGGCAAAGGUCAACAAAUAUGGAGAAGUGGAGGUCUCAUGCACAGGAAAGGUGCAGUCUGAAAAAAUCAUCACUGACCUAACAUAUUUAGGAUUUAAGUUUUCUGUAAUGGGUUUAGAUGAUCGCUUCUGUGAGUAUGCGAUUGAUUACUCGAGUGACGUAUUUGAGAUGGGCAACCUUAUACUCAAAGUUGAGGUAUGCAAGUCAAUCGGAGAUGAUGAAUGCUUCAUCCAGCAUAAAGGAUGGAGAGACAGUGAUGGAAAUGAGUUUGUUGUGGUAUCUGAUGUAUUCAUACAAACAAUCAGUAGUGUUCUUGAAACAUUUGCUUCAUGUGGCCCGCUAAUCAUGGAGAGGAUCUGCCAAACAAGAUUUGUUGUUGAUUUACAAGGAUACGCUGAAGAUAUUCAGACUGAUAUAGUUUAUUCAUUUGUCAGGCAGUCUAUUUCAUCAGUGUAUCUUUCAUGCAAGCCAAUGAUAUCUCCAUCAUUUUAUGAGUGCACCAUAUCUAUGCAAGAGGAAUUUGUUGGAGAAACAUAUAAGUCUCUUUCUAGGCACUAUUGCAUUGUACAGCGGGAGGAGUAUGAGGAAUCCACUGGGUUCUGUGUGAUUGUUGCGUUUGUUCCACAGCUACAAUACUCUAUGUUUCUAGAAGACAUUAAAAUCAAAACCAAAGGAACAGGAUAUCUGCUUCUGAAGGAAAAAGGAUACAUGUGUGUCCAGGAUGCCAUGUUCAACAAGCAUAUUGAUGAGAUAAGAAAGAAGAAGGGAAUGAUGACUGAAGAAAAGAUUGUGCAAGAGGCAUCCAAGCAGCGAACACACAAGAAAUAA